Molecule: messenger RNA, 1710 nt
Organism: Trichoderma breve
Lineage: Eukaryota; Fungi; Ascomycota; Sordariomycetes; Hypocreales; Hypocreaceae
Product: major facilitator superfamily domain-containing protein
Exons: 1
Coding region: 1-1710 (569 amino acids)
Biological process (GO): transmembrane transport
Molecular function (GO): transmembrane transporter activity
Source: RefSeq, a predicted model, not a curated record
AUGGACAGCGAAAAAGAAACAGCGCCUGUUCCUGUUCCUAUUCCAGACGUUACCCCUGAUGGCGAGCCAGCACCGCCCAAAGACGCCCGUUUCUGGCUGAUUUUUGUCGCUAUAAGUUGUGUUACUUUUUUGGUCGCGUUGGACACGUCCAUCAUCUCGACUGCUCUCCCGACAAUCACGGCCAAACUCAACUCGGGCGAGCUCUACGUAUGGAUCAUCAACUCUUACCUCCUCGCGGCGACAACAUCGGCGCCGCUGUUUGGCCAGGCCGCAGACAUCUUUGGGCGUCGUGCCGCCACCGUGGCAUCUCUGCUGCUUUUUGCUGCUGGAAGUGCCAUCUCAGGAGCAGCCACAAGCACCGGGAUGCUGAUUGCCGGCCGGACAAUCCAGGGCUUUGGCGGAGGCGGCAUUGCAACCCUGUCCGAGGUGGUCGUCUGCGACUUGGUCUCUCUCCGCGAACGAGGCCAGUAUGCAGGUAUCAUCAGCUCUGUCUGGGCCAUUGCCGCCGUCGUGGGGCCCAUCAUCGGCGGUGCUUUUACGCAGAACGUCACCUGGCGCUGGAUCUUCUACCUCAACUUACCCAUUUCAGGAGUCACGCUUGCUCUGGUGCUGGUACUUCUCAAGAUGCGCAACCCUCGCCAGGGAACCAUCAUGGAGCGUCUUGCUUGCAUCGACUGGGCAGGAUACGCCAUCCUGACGGCAUCCGUAACAGCGAUGCUGCUAGCCCUCACCUGGGGAGGCACCAUUCACGCCUGGUCAUCGUGGAGGACAAUUGUGCCGCUGGUCCUAGGCUUUGUUGGCCUGCUGGGGUUCUUCGCAUACGAGGCUGCCCCCUGGGUUAAGGAGCCCGUGAUGCCUCUCCGGCUCUUUGGAAACCGAACUGCGGCCGCAACCUUGGCCAUCAGCUUUGUCCACAGCGUGCUGCUCUUCUGGAUCUGCUACUUCCUGCCCGUCUAUUUCCAAGCCGUUCUCAACGCCACUCCCGCCCGAUCAGCCGUCAUGCUGUUCCCAAUUGCCACGACAACUGCGCCUGCAGGCAUCAUUUCCGGCGUCAUGAUCACCAAGACCGGCCGAUACCGUCGAUGGCACUACAUUGGAUUCAGUCUCAUGGCCAUUGGCUGCGGUCUCUUCACCCUGUUGGAUGAGCACUCAUCUACCGGUCGCUGGGUUGGUUUCCAGAUCAUCUUUGGCUUCGGCUGCGGCUUCGUCUUCACCAGCUGUCUGCCCGCCAUUCUGGCCAGUCUCCCAGAGUCUGAAGUUGCACUGGCUACCGCAACAUGGACCUUUUUGCGCAACUUGGGAUCCAUCUGGGGUGUUGCCAUUCCCUCUGCCAUCUUCAAUGCUCACGCCGAUACGAUUGCUCGCACUGUUUCUGACGCUUCAUUGCGUGAGCUUCUUCUUCACGGCGGUGCCUACGAACAUGCCACUCGCUCGUUUGUGGCCACUUUCAAGGGCGACGCUGCUCUGUACCAGACGAUUCUAAACCUCUACGUCUCCAGCUUGAAGAUUGUGUGGCAGGGAUCAAUUGGCUUUGCCGCCUUUGGAGUAGUUCUGGCCGUUGCAUUGAAGGCUUACAAGCUACGUGAUGAGCUAAACACCGAGUACCGACUGGAGAACGGGACCAAGGAGGCAUCGUCUCCAGAGCCGGCAACCGAAAAUAGCCUGUCAGAGCUGGACAAGAACUCUGGAGAAGGGGAAGCCAAGCCGUAA